AUGCAGACGGACCUGCCCAAACCUCCUUCGAAGCUACAUCUCAUUGGCCUGGAAGUGAAUCGCCCCCCUGACCACCGUGCGACACACUGCCCUUCACCCCUCUGCCCCUAUAAAUCCCCCAAGCGCAGCCUCUCCGCCCCAGAGCCGCUCUUGCACAGCAUGGCCUCAACACCCUCCCAAGAGACGCCUGUGGGCAAUGGGGAUGCGGAGGGCUUUUGGUGUCCCCUAGGGGCCCCGCCUGCACCCCUGCCCCCUCUGCUGCCCCACCUGCCCUGUGCCUACCCUGCUCUCCCUUGCUACAGCCUGCUGCAGCCACCGCCCCUGGGGCUCUUCACCCAGCCGGGACAAGUGUCCCGUUUUCAGCGGGGCAUCCCGGAUCACAGAAGCCAAUCUUGGCUUUGCCUUGGAUCCCGGAAUGUCCUGUUUAAGACGGGCACCCUGGCGCGAGUCAGCAGGGUUGUGCUGGUGAGCGCCAGAGAGCCUUCCGGGAUCGCUUUGGGAAUCAUCAAAGGGUGGGACCAAAGCGCCUCCGGGAGGCUGCAGUGGCAGCGGCAGGAGGCAGCUGCGAUGGGGGCAGAGGAGGCAGCAGAAUUCCUGCAACACCCGGAGUUGUUUGGGGGUCCUGCUUCUCACAGCCGCUCUUGCCUUUGUGUGCUCCAGGUCUCUGCCCCCUGCGAGCUGCCUGGCGGACCCCCCCUGCUGUGGCCGGCGCCAUUGCUCUACUCGCCCCUCCUGCGGCCAGGUACCCCCGAGGACCCGUCGCGGGGCAAGGCAGCCGCCUCCCGGGAGAGCACAGCGGCCCUCAAGGCCUGGCUGGGCCAGCACCCCAAAAACCCCUACCCCAGCAAGGGAGAGAAGGUGCUGCUGGCCAUAGUCAGCCGGAUGAGCCUGACGCAGGUCUCCACCUGGUUCGCCAACGCCCGCCGGAGGCUCAAGAAGGAGAACCGGGCUUGCUGGGCACCCCGGGCCCCGAAGGCCGAGGGAGAGGCGGAGGAGGAAGAGGAGGAGAGCGAGGGAGAGGCCGGCGCAGAAAGAGCAGCCCCCAGCACCCCUCCACCGAGGACAAAGCUCCCCCAGAAUGGCUCUCUGGCAGAAACAGCGGCCCCUUGGCUGAAGGCUGGGCGGUGGCAAGGCUUGCCUGCGUCUCCUCCGCCGGCCACUGCUGAGGUGCAGGAGUUGCCCGCCAAGCCCAAGAUCUGGUGUGUGGCUGAACUGGCCACCAGCGCCCAGCCCGGCAGGGGGGCUCUUUGAGGAGCUGCGGGGCAUCCAAAUGGGGUGAGAGGAGACCCCUUUGUCCAGCUAGGGAAGGAGGAGCCCUGGAAAGGCUUUUCUGGCUGGUGGGGAAGCGGAAGAGAAGAGCUGCUGCUGUUGCUCUUGUUCUUCACCUGUCCUUCAGCUUAAGGUCCCAGAGGGGCUUACAAUAAUUAAAACAUCGUGUGAAUACAGUUGAAGUAGCUGGGAUAGUCGACUCUCCUUUGUUUUUCAAGCAGAGUUUGGGUGGCCACCUGCCAGGGGUUUUUUAGCUGUGAGUCCUGCAUUGCACAGGGUUGGACUGGAUGAACCCUGAGAUUCCUUCCAAGUUGAAAUAAAAAUAAUUAAGGUCUUAUAUAUAAAUAAUAAAUGUUCAUAAAUGUACCAACCAAGCACUGACAUAGAUCAGCACAGGAAGACCGACCUGAAACCAUUUUGACUCCCAAACUGACCAAAUGUUUUCUCUGCAAGGAGGGAGGGGGUCAGGGAACCUUCCCAUUGUCUCAGGAAUUGGGAAAUCACCAUCUCAAAGGGUGACAGACUACCAGGAAAGGCAA
Molecule: messenger RNA, 1808 nt
Organism: Podarcis raffonei (Aeolian wall lizard)
Lineage: Eukaryota; Metazoa; Chordata; Lepidosauria; Squamata; Lacertidae
Exons: 4
Coding region: 1-1251 (416 amino acids)
Biological process (GO): neuron differentiation; cell development; regulation of transcription by RNA polymerase II
Cellular component (GO): nucleus
Molecular function (GO): DNA-binding transcription factor activity, RNA polymerase II-specific; RNA polymerase II cis-regulatory region sequence-specific DNA binding
Source: RefSeq, a predicted model, not a curated record